Molecule: messenger RNA, 1362 nt
Organism: Tarenaya hassleriana
Lineage: Eukaryota; Viridiplantae; Streptophyta; Magnoliopsida; Brassicales; Cleomaceae
Product: protein RALF-like 24
Exons: 2
Coding region: 663-1025 (120 amino acids)
Source: RefSeq, a predicted model, not a curated record
CAAGCUUCUCAAGGUCUUGUCCUUACCCCUAUCCUUUCACUGCUUUUUUCAGUCUUGCUUGAUGGCAUCAUGCUCAUUUUCUUCAUACUGAUUUAAAAUGAUUCUUCGGAGCAAUCUGGUUUGAUCUACCUCCUGUUUGCUCCUUUUUUAGUUAGCCACAGUUUUAGAAUUCUUCAUCCUGGCCCCAACCACAGGUAUCAUAUCUUUACUCUGUGUAUCAUAUCUGUCGAAUAAUUGUCUGUUUUCUCCGAUGUGAACUAUACGUAUAAUCGGGUAAUUACCAUUCAUAUGGGUCAUUGUAUGAAACGCGGAACGCGAUGAAUAGAGCCAAUGAAAUGUCGGGUAGGAACCAGCAGAUAGGGAGGGCUUCCUCAUAAUCUAGAAUCAACUUAAAACUUCAGAUUAGCAAAAGUCAGUAACACAACAUCCAUUUAACCAAUGUAUUAACUUAUAUACCCCAACUCGCUUAUCAUUUAAUUACUAAAUAACUGCCCUGUCAUCCGAAAACCGGACCGGACCGGACCGGCGUGGGUGCAUUAAUGUCACUGUCUCACAACACAGUCGGAUUCACCAACUUCCUCGCUUCGACUUCGUUUUCUUCUUCACUCCCACUCCACAAAACCUAACACGCAGAUCGUAACCCUCCGAAUCCCGACAGCGAAAUGUCGAAAUCCGUCUCUCUCGCUUGCUUUGCACUACUUCUCCUCCAUACCCACUUCUCCGAUUCCGUCGCCGUCACGAUUUCUCCGGUGAGCAGACGCGGCGAGAUCGAGGCGAUGCUGAGCCGGAAAGGGGCCGGGGAAGAGGAUGAAGAGAUGAUGGUGCUGCCGUCGGAGAUAAGCCGGAGAGUGAUGGCGAUGCAGAGGCGGUACAUAAGCUACGGAACCCUGAGGAGGGACAUGGUCCCAUGUCAGAAACCAGGUGCCUCGUACUACGAAUGUCGCUCAGGGCAAGCCAAUUCUUACAGCAAAGGCUGCGAGAUCAUUACCAGGUGUGCUAGAGACACCAGCGACACCAGAUCCUGAAGAAAAUUUCUCCCUCUCUCUCUCUUUACCCCCUUUUUUUAGGGUGAUUUGAUGGAUAUCUCUCCGAGUUCAGGAUCCAGAAGUAAAAAAGGGCAAGUAAAUUCUGCAUUUUGUUGUAUGAUUAAGGUUUUCUGAUCUAUAUAUAUAUAUAUAUAGAUAUGUGUGUGUGUGUGUGAUCUAUAAUGGUUGGUUCUAUGUAGCUUGGAACCAUUUGGGUUUCAGUGCCAAAAUGAUAGAGAGAUCUUUAUCUACAGUACCUUUCUGAUUGAUGGAUAAUUGUGGAAAUUGUUGGGUUUAGGGUUCUUUGUCAAACCCAAAUUAGAAGUUUUUUCAUUUC